AUCAUAUUCUACUCAGUGUUUGAAUACUCAAGUUUUCUCACUUCACAAGUCAGUUCUCAACAGAACUAUUCAGGAAAUUUAGUACAAAAUUGCACCAACAAAGAUGAUGAGGGACCUUCUCCAGCCUUCCUUUACACCUUCAAUGGCAACCAAUCCUGCAAAGCGUUCCUCAUCUUCAUAUCUCAGCCUCCCUAUAACUCAGUUACCAACGUUGCAAAUCUCACAACCUCAGAACCAAGUGAGCUUGCUAGAAUCAACAAUGUCACAAGUAAAGCAAUGUUUCCCACAAAUUCAGAGGUAAUAGUUCCUAUCAAUUGUUAUGGUCAAGGUCAGUACUACCAGUCCAACACUACAUAUAUUUUGAAGCCCAAUGACACGUAUUUCACCGUAUCAAGUAACACAUACCAGGGAUUAUCUACUUGUUAUUCUCUUAUGCGUGAGAAUCCAUAUCAUCAAUUCCACUUGUUUCCUGAUAUAGUAUUGCAAGUACCACUUAGAUGUGCUUGUCCUACAACACAUCAAAUUGCAAAUGGCACAAUGUAUCUGCUAACUUAUUUGGUCAACUGGGAUGAUACCAUUCCUGAUAUUGCUGAUAGAUUUCAUGUAAGCACAAAAAGUAUACUCGAAGCAAAUGGGUUUCCAGACAAAAAUCCAAAUCUUACAAAUUCUACAACAAUUCUAAUUCCUCUGCCAACUGAACCUUCAAGCUCAGAGACCAUAACUCACCACCAAAAACCUUUCAUGUCAGGUUCAUUUUAUAAUUCCAAAAACAAAAGAAAAGUGUAUAUAGUUCUUGCAAUUAGUCUUUUGAUAGUCCUCAGUGUCAUUCUAGCUGCUGUAUUUCUAUUUCAUAGGAAGAUAUUUAGGGGGUUUUGGCAAAAGGGUUGCAAAGACAUCACAGUACUAGGAAGGCAAUCAAACGCUAGUCUCCGUAGGCAAUCAACCGCUAGUCUCCGUGUAGAAAUUGCAGACUUUGGACAAGCUUUGAAAGUUUUCGAGUUCAGUGACAUAAUGAAAGCCACGGGAAAUUUCAGCAAUGAGAAUCGAAUAAAGGGUUCCGUGUAUCGCAGGGUUUUUGGCCAGAAGAUCUUUGCUGUCAAGAACAUGAGUAGAGAAGCAACUGAGGAAGUGAAAAUGCUGAAGAAGAUCAACCACUUUAAUCUGAUAAAGCUUGAGGGUGUCUGCGAAAAACAUGGAAGCUACUAUCUUGUUUUCGAGUACGUGGAAAAUGGAUCUCUAAGAGAAUGGCUAAAUGGAAACAAGUCCAAAGAUAGAGGGAGCUGGAAUAAGAGAAUUCAGAUUGCUUUGGAUGUUGCCAAUGGACUACAUUAUCUUCACCACUUCACUGAACCUCCCUAUAUUCACAUGGAUAUUAAGAGCAGCAAUAUUCUUCUAAACAGUGACUUGCGUGCCAAGAUUGCAAAUUUUGGUCUUGCAAGAGCAGCAAUGAGGGAAACAAGCAGUGGUGAGCUAGCAAGAGAUGUUGUGGUGACUAGGGGUUAUAUGGCACCUGAGUACGGAGAGGCAGGGCCAGUGACUCCAAAGGUUGAUGUCUAUGCCUAUGGAGUGCUAAUGCUGGAAUUGAUUACAGGGAAAGAUGCUUAUUUUAUACAAGAUGGAAGGGAAGAACAACUUUCUGCUGCAAUAGUAUCCACCAUGGAAGCAAAGAACCUGGAAGCUGAGCUUAGUCUGCUUGUUGAUCCUACAUUGGAUGGAAAUAAUGGGACAGACGUUCUUCUGAGAAUGGCUGAACUAAGUGUAGCCUGCUUGACCCAAGAACCAGAUAGGAGGCCAACCAUGUGGGAGAUAGUGUCCACUUUGCUGAAAAUUCAGGCGGAUUUGGAGAGAACAGAAUCAUUCUAUGCUGGCUUUAAUACAUUUGAGGGAGAGUGAUACUAGUUAGAGAGUAGAAUUUAU
Quercus robur (English oak) is the source of this 1917-nucleotide messenger RNA. Its product is annotated as protein LYK5-like. Gene Ontology annotation, molecular function: ATP binding; protein kinase activity. The transcript has a single exon. The record is from RefSeq and is a predicted model, not a curated record. Gene Ontology annotation, biological process: protein phosphorylation. NCBI's taxonomy places the organism in Eukaryota, Viridiplantae, Streptophyta, Magnoliopsida, Fagales, Fagaceae. The annotation marks the transcript as partial.